This is a messenger RNA of Petromyzon marinus (sea lamprey), 701 nucleotides long. It is a transcript of the gene ELOB, whose product is annotated as elongin B. Gene Ontology annotation, cellular component: VCB complex; elongin complex. NCBI's taxonomy places the organism in Eukaryota, Metazoa, Chordata, Hyperoartia, Petromyzontiformes, Petromyzontidae. Gene Ontology annotation, biological process: transcription elongation by RNA polymerase II. Gene Ontology annotation, molecular function: protein binding. The record is from RefSeq and is a predicted model, not a curated record.
AAUUUAACAUAGCUUUCCGCUCAUUAACAUAAAUUAUGAAGCUAUAUAUAGGGGGGAGGGUGCGGGUCGCGAGGCGGAGGUCAGCGGAGAACUUCCGGGGCAGCCGGAAUCUGAGACCGCGAGAAUGGACGUCUUUCUGAUGAUCCGCCGGCACAAGACGACCAUCUUCACGGACGCCAAGGAGUCUACCACCGUGCUGGAGCUCAAGCGGAUGGUGGGGGGGAUUGUGAAGCGAUCACCAGCUGACCAGCGGCUAUACAAGGAGGAGACUUUGCUGCUGGAUGACUCCAAGACGUUGGGUGACUGUGGCUUCACCAGUCAGACGGCACGGGCACAGGCACCUGCUACUGUGGGACUGGCCUUCCGCUCACCUGUAGACGAGGAGUGGGAGGCCCUGCGGCUCGAGCCGUACUCCAGCCCCCCGGAGCUCCCCGACGUCAUGAAGCCUCAGGAUGGAGGCGGCGGGGGCGGCGGCAGCAGCAGCAGCAGCAGCAACGCCAACGAGCAGACCGUGCAGUGAUGACGUGGGGGGUUAGGGGUGAGGGAGUCGCGGUGGUGGUGAGACGGGGGGGGAGAGGGGGGCGGUGAGCUAGCGGGGAAGGGGAGCCUGCAGCUCGCCCGCCCGCCCGCUCGCAUAUCCACACACCCACCCACCAACUCACCCACUCACUCACCCACUCACCCACCGACUCACCCACCGA